Messenger RNA from Helianthus annuus (common sunflower), 518 nucleotides. Its product is annotated as CLAVATA3/ESR (CLE)-related protein 46. The transcript is spliced from 3 exons. The record is from RefSeq and is a predicted model, not a curated record. NCBI's taxonomy places the organism in Eukaryota, Viridiplantae, Streptophyta, Magnoliopsida, Asterales, Asteraceae. The coding region runs from base 47 to 271 and encodes 74 amino acids.
UUUCUAUCUUCAGUUUCAUCACACUUGAAACCAUUACAUUUUCAAAAUGAAGAAGCUACACAUUCUAUCUCAUCUCCUCCUAAUUUGCCUCUUGUUAUUGCCAUCUAAAGGUUAUGCAAGUAAAUCAGUUGAUUUCGAGGUUUGGGCAGCUCAACGUAACUCAAAGCCAGGCAUCAUACGCGGCUCCACUCCACAGGAAGAGAAGAAAGUUUAUAAACAGCCAUCUGGACCAAACCCAUCAGGGAAUAAUCGUCCGCCUUCAAGCAGAUGAAUACAUGUCAUGAUGCCGUUUCUUCGUGAAAAAACUAAAAUAAUUUAUAAUAUUUUUCUGAAGGAAAUAAGUUAGAGAAAUGGAGGCCAUUCUGAUUGUAUAAAGAUGAUCCAUUAUAACAAGGGUUUUCUAUAUCCCAGUCUAUGUAAAAAGCAUUGGUGGGUUAGGUCAUUCUGUUGUAAUAGCAUUUAAGUCACUUUCUCAUGGUUCUAAAUAAGUUCUAUAAAUACAUUUAUUUCUUCGGUUC